This is a messenger RNA of Exophiala viscosa, 947 nucleotides long. Its product is annotated as 3-oxoacyl-reductase. Gene Ontology annotation, cellular component: cytoplasm. Gene Ontology annotation, molecular function: oxidoreductase activity. NCBI's taxonomy places the organism in Eukaryota, Fungi, Ascomycota, Eurotiomycetes, Chaetothyriales, Herpotrichiellaceae. The coding region runs from base 44 to 805 and encodes 253 amino acids. The transcript is spliced from 4 exons. The record is from RefSeq and is a predicted model, not a curated record.
CUCAUUGGAUAGCUGAAAUUAUCGCAGAGUCUGCAUUGACAGCAUGUCGUCUUACCUUAUCACGGGCACCUCUCGUGGCCUCGGGCUGACCUUGACAACGUGUCUUCUGGAACAGCCCAAGGAUCAAGUUCGCUUCGUCGCUGCAGCCGCACGGACCAAGACUUCUGCUCUUGAAGCCCUCAUCCAUCAAUAUCCUGGCCGCAUUGCUUUCAUUCCACUGGAAGUAACUAGGGAACAGAGUGUGCAUGCCGCGGUCGGGAAAGUUCAAGAAGCCUUGGGAGCUAGUGCCGGUUUGGAUGUCUUAAUCAACAAUGCCGGGAUCAUGCCUUUUGUACCUGAAGGCAUUAUUCAAGCGACCAAUCUCAUGUCAACCUUUGAGGUCAAUGUCAACUCCGUACAACUGUGCUCGGCUGCAUUUCUGCCUUUGCUGCGCAAAGGUUCGAAGCAACUCGUGUUGAACAUUGGCAGCAUCUUGGGAUCCAUCACUCUGGCACCAUCCAUGGCGCCAUAUCCAACCUCCACUUACAAGGUUUCGAAAGCGGCGGUGAAUAUGUUGACGGUUCAAUGGGCCCUUGACCUAGCCAAGGAGGACUUCACCAUCAUCUCAGCGCAUCCCGGUUGGUUGAGGACAGACUUGGGCACCGACCAAGCCGAUCUGGCGGUCGAGACAGGCGCAAAGGGCGUGUUGGAGAUUCUCGACAAGGUCACCAGAGCCGACACUGGCAAGUUCUUUGACAUUCACGUGCCUGGCUGGGACAGCGAAGGGAAGCUCAACAAGUACGAAGGUGGAGAAUUGCCGUGGUGAGGGAGGCGAUGGUCGAACCGUCAAGCAAUUCGUCGAAGACUAGGACUCAUCUUGCUGGAAAGAAGUUCUGUAGCGCUCAUCCUGGAUGUAAAACUCCUAGAGCUACGAGUUAUCCGUUGGAGGGGUGGCCCUGCAAGAUCUC